Sinocyclocheilus grahami is the source of this 2907-nucleotide messenger RNA. RefSeq names its product nuclear factor of activated T-cells, cytoplasmic 3-like. The transcript is spliced from 10 exons. Gene Ontology annotation, cellular component: transcription regulator complex. The record is from RefSeq and is a predicted model, not a curated record. Gene Ontology annotation, biological process: cytokine production; regulation of transcription by RNA polymerase II; calcineurin-NFAT signaling cascade. NCBI's taxonomy places the organism in Eukaryota, Metazoa, Chordata, Actinopteri, Cypriniformes, Cyprinidae. The coding region runs from base 445 to 2907 and encodes 820 amino acids. Gene Ontology annotation, molecular function: transcription factor binding; RNA polymerase II cis-regulatory region sequence-specific DNA binding; DNA-binding transcription factor activity, RNA polymerase II-specific.
GUGUUUAUGUGUGAGCGCGCGUGAGUGAUUGAGUGCGCGUGUGCGCGCGCGCUUGUGUUGUCUGCCGACUCGCCUGACGUCACCGCUGGAACUGCCCUGUCACGCGCUGUUAGUAAAAGUUGGGACAGGAGCGCGAGACGGAGAGCAGCAGCGAAUUUACGGACGAGCUCGAUCAACGGUCGCGCUGACGCACAGCGCUCCCCCCCACACCCCCUUCACGCCACGGGCAAAAAGUUCAAGCCGCUGCGAGUUCGCUGAACCUCCGCAGAAGGUCGAAGAGUUUGGAUUAUUGUGAGAGAGAGAAGCAAUUAUAUUUCUGUCCGGGCUUAGAGAAGUACAGCACGGAGAAAAAGUUUAAAAGUUUUGCCUUUAUCAUUAGUCAAUGUAGUGAGUUUAUUAAAGAGUCGGCGUUCUUACACGGGUGAGCCCGAGCUGUCAAACCCGAUGACUACUGCAAACUGCCCCGGGAAUGAAGAGCUGGACUUCAGAUUGAUCUUCGGGGAGGACGGGCAGCAGCCGCCGCUAGGCCCCGCAGAUCUAGAAACGGAUGAAAACACAUCAUUUUACAUCCUCAAUGUGGGGCAACCUCCUUUAGUGGUGAGCCAAUCACACAGUCUCCAGCGGCAUGGAGGCCCUCCCCCAGCCAUCUCCCCCUACCUGCAGGCCCACCACAAGACCUAUGAGCCCAUCUAUGAGCUCCAGGACUCUAAAUACACGCCCACAGGGGUGGGCGGAGGAGGUAAUGGCCCACCAAAGACCUUUGAAUGUCCCAGCAUCCAGAUUACUUCCAUCUCCCCAAGCUGCCAGCAGGAGAUGGAGACCAGCGAGAAUGAGAUGAGAGCGAAGGGUCCGGAUGGAGACUACCACGACAGACCUCUGUCUCGAGACCACCUGUACCUGCCUCUAGAUCACUCGUAUCGAGAUUCAUCCUUGAGCCCGAGCCCAUGUAGCAGCCUUUCCUCUCGUAGCUGGUUCUCUGACGCAUCGUCCUGCGAAUCCAUCUCGCAUGUAUACGAUGACGUGGAUUCAGAGCUAAAUGAAGCAGCGGCCCGUUUCACCCUGGGCUCGCCACUCACCUCGCCCGGCUGCUCUCCACAGACUGGACCACAUGAGGAAGUGUGGCAACAGCAGCAGCAGCAGCAGCAUCAUCAUCACAUGGCUUUCACUCACUCUCUUUCUCAUUCGCAUGGCCAUUCUCUCUCGCCCCGCCAGUCGCCUUGCCACUCACCCCGUACCAGCGUCACAGAUGAGAACUGGCUUAGCCCUCGUUCACCCUCACGGCCCUCUUCACGUCCAACAUCGCCCUGCGGGAAGAGACGCCACUCCAGCGCUGAUAUAUGCUACCUGGGCUCUCUAUCACCCCAUCACUCCCCGACUGCCACGCCCGGCCCCUCGCCCAGGGGCAGCGUGACCGAAGACACCUGGAUAGGAAGCCCGUCUAUGGGUGUGUCCUCUUUCCAGUGUUGUCCCUCUGAGGCUGACAUCCCCUCCAAGACAAGAAAGACAUCCCAGGACUGUUCAGGAGCAAUCCAGUCAGGAAAGGGCGACCUGGGCAUGGAUGACUCUGGGAAUGUAUCUCCUUUGCUUGACUCACCUGCUGAGGAAGCCAUGCACGGAUUAAAGAAGGAUGGAUCUGGAGAGCAGUUUCUUUCUGUCCCAUCUCACUUCACAUGGAACAAACCCAAACCAGGACACACACCUAUUUUCAGGGCGUCAUCCCUGCCUCCCCUGGACUGGCCGUUGCCGAAUCAGUAUGGGCAGUACGAGCUAAAGAUCGAGGUUCACCCCAAAGCUCAUCACCGAGCUCAUUAUGAGACCGAAGGCAGCCGAGGGGCCGUCAAAGCCACUUCUGGGGGACACCCUGUCGUCAAGCUCGUUGGCUACAAUGAGAAGCCGGUGAACCUGCAGAUGUUCAUCGGGACAGCGGAUGACCGUUAUUUGAGGCCGCACGCAUUCUACCAGGUUCACCGCAUAACAGGAAAAACUGUCGCUACGGCAAGCCAGGAAAUUAUCAUCACCAGCACAAAGGUUCUGGAGAUUCCUCUCCUUCCUGAAAACAAUAUGUCUGCCAGUAUUGAUUGCGCUGGAAUCCUGAAGUUGAGGAACUCUGACAUUGAGCUGAGGAAGGGAGAAACUGAUAUUGGACGGAAAAACACUCGGGUCCGUGUGGUGUUCCGGGUUCACAUCCCACAACCCAAUGGAAAAGUGGUCUCACUGCAGACUGUUUCAAUUCCAGUGGAGUGCUCCCAGCGCUCAGCACAGGAGUUACCUCAGGUCGAGAAAGCCAGUAUUAGCAGUUGCCCAGUGAGUGGAGGAGAGGAAAUGGUCAUCAUUGGUUCCAACUUCUUCCCCGAGUCAAAGGUCAUUUUUCUGGAGAAAGGUCCUGAUGGACGACCGCAGUGGGAGGUGGAGGCAAAGAUCAUCAGAGAGAAGAGUCAAGGAUCUAGCAUCAUGGUGGAGGUGCCUCCUUAUCACAGUAAGACGGUCACUUCAGCAGUGCAGGUGCAGUUCUAUGUGUGCAAUGGCAAACGGAAAAGGAGCCAGUCACAGCGCUUUACCUAUCUGCCAGUCCGGGUCAAGCAGGAACAUAGAGAUGAUCUGGACUCCCCUGCUGUGCCGCCCAUGUCCAUGCCUCUGGUCCAUGCUGCCAGUUUGGUCUGUACUCAGCCGCUGUCCUCCCCAGAGCACUCCCACCCACCAGACGGCCUUCUGUCCAGCUCGCCACGUGGCCUGGCUGCAGGCCUGCACCCUCUCCAGGCCCCCUGCGCCCCAAUGGGCUCCCCAACUCUUCCCCACCUGCCCCACCUUCAGGCUCAAGGGCUGAAUGCACCUCCUGAAUGCCAGAUGCCCUUCCACCCAGGCCCUGCUGCCACUGCCAGGCUGUCUUACCCACCCAGCAAUGUUUGA